AUGAUGUGCAUUUCUCCUGUUCACAACUGCAACCUCACUCAUCCUCUUCCAAAUGUUCACAAGUAUUAUCAGUCUGGAGACUUAAUCAUUGGGGCUAUUAUUUAUCAGGUCUUCUUUCUUUCAAAUGAGGUCACUUUUCAAAGUGUUCCUUCUCAUGAUGUGCUUGAUCAGUACCUGUAAGAAAGUUCAACUUAUCUUUUAACAAUGGAGUUUCUAUCUACAAAAGAUAAAUUUAUCCCCAACUACAAGUGUAAUGACCAGACCACCACAGUGGCUGUCAUUGGAGGACCCCGUUCUCAGACCUGUCUCAACAUGGCAACCAUUCUGUGCAACUACAAAUUUCCCCAGAUCACAUAUGGAUCAGCUCCAUUAAUGAAUAAUGAAGCAGCAGCACAUUUUGUCAAAUGGAUGUUCCCAGGUGAGCUGUAUCAGCUUCAAGGAAUACUGCACUUACUAUUGCAUUUUGGAUGGACCUGGGUGGGGUUGGUUUCUCUGUAUGAGGAAGAUAGAGAGAGGUUCAUUCAAAAGAGUCUUUCCAUGUUUACAGAGAGAGGAAUCUGCUUUGACUUUAUACAAUGUAUCCCCCAAACGAUGUAUGGAAAUCAAGCUGCUGAAAUGGUGGAGGAGGCAGAUAAAUUAUACAAAGUCAUCAUGGGGAGUACAGUCAUUGCAGUGAUCUUGAAUACUGAAAUUACAGGCGUGGUGACUUUGAGAGUAAUGAUUUAUAUUUUAGAUUCUGAUGAUACUCCAAAGGAGAGAAAAGCCAAAGUUUGGAUCAUGACAGCCCAGAUGGAAUUCACCUCCAUUCUUAUGCAAAGACAGUUGCCCAUUGAUUUUCUCCAUGGUGCUCUGUCCUUUGCAAUACACUCAAAAGAGCUGACAGGAUUCCAACAAUUUAUGCAGAAGAGAAACCCAAACUUUGAAAAAGAAGAUGGCUUUAUUAGGGAUUUCUGGAAAGAUGCAUUUGAAUGCUCAUUUUCAAGUGAGAUGAUAGACGGGAAUGCUGAAAGGAUCUGCACUGGAGAAGAGAAGCUAGAGACUCUUCCUAAUUCUGUCUUUGAGACCACCAUGAGUGGAAUCAGUUACAGCAUCUACAAUGCAGUCUAUGCUGUGGAACAUGCUCUGAGGGCCAUGCACUCCUCCAAACUCAAAGGGGGUCAAAUAAUUGAUAAGAACAGAUUGAAUUUCUUCGUUCGAUCACCAUGGCAGCUCCAUCACUUUUUGCAGCAAGUCUCCUUUAACAACAGUGCUGGAGAACAGGUUUCUUUUAACCCAAAAGGCGAAUUAGAAACUGGAUUUGAUAUUUUCAGUUGGGUCACAUUCCCAAACCAGUCCUUUCUGAGAGUCCAAGUUGGAAAGAUCAACCCCACAGCUCCCCCAAACAAUCUUCUCACCAUUUCUGCCAAGGAUGCUGUUUGGCCCCACAUAUUUAACCAGACAUUACCUCUUUCCAUCUGUAACAAGAAAUGUCCUUUGGGCCAUAGCAAGAUAAAAGUGGAAGGGAAAUUAUCUUGCUGCUAUGACUGUAGACUGUGUCCAGAAGGGAAGAUAGCUGACCAGAUGGACUUAGAUGAUUGUUUCCCAUGUCCAGAAGAUCAAUAUUCAAACAAGGAUCGGGAUGGUUGCCUUCCAAAAAGCAUAACUUACUUGACUUAUCAGGAGCCUUUGGGGAUUUUUUUGGUAGUGAUCGCAGUGUCCUUUUCUUUCAUCUCAGCUCUGGUGCUGGCGAUCUUCAUUAAACACCAGGACACACCCAUUGUCAAAGCCAACAACAGGGACCUCACCUACACUCUUCUCAUUGCUCUCCUGCUCUCCUUCCUUUGCACUUUUCUCUUCAUUGGGCAACCUGACCAAGGGAAAUGUCUCUUGCAACAAACGGCUUUUGGCAUCAUCUUCUCUGUAGCUCUUUCUUGUAUCUUGGGGAAAACCACCAUUGUGGUUCUUGCUUUCAUGGCCACCAAGCCAGGCUCCCAAAUGAGGAAGUGGGUGGGGAAAAGGCUGGCGAUUUCUAUUGUCCUAUCUUGCUCCCUGGCACAAUUCUUCAAUUGUGUAGUGUGGCUGGCAAUUUCUCCCCCAUUCCCAGAUUCUGACAUGCACUCUAUAGCUGAAGAAAUUGUCCUACAAUGUAAUGAAGGUUCAACCACAAUGUUUUGUGUUGUCCUUGGCUUUAUGGGGUUCUUGACUGCUGUCAGCUUCACUGUGGCCUUCCUAGCUAGGAAUUUACCUGACAGCUUCAACGAAGCCAAAUUUAUCACCUUCAGCAUGUUGGUCUUUUGCAGUGUUUGGGUGUCAUUUGUUCCCACCUAUCUGAGCAGCAAGGGGAAGUACAUGGUCGCAGUGGAGAUCUUUUCCAUUUUGGCUUCAGCAGCUGGAUUACUGGGCUGCAUCUUUUCCCCCAAAUGUUAUAUCAUUAUUCUGAGACCUGAUCUGAAUAGGAAGGAGCAACUAAUAAAGAAAUGA
Python bivittatus (Burmese python) is the source of this 2460-nucleotide messenger RNA. Lineage: Eukaryota; Metazoa; Chordata; Lepidosauria; Squamata; Pythonidae. The record is from RefSeq and is a predicted model, not a curated record.